CGUAUCACAGUAAAACACACACACACACUGGUCGCUGCAGGCUGCAUCCUUCCUCUCGUCGCGAAGAGCUGCCGCGCUGCCGCACGACUCCUGCCGCGGCCACAGAGACGCGCGGCUCCUCAUCGAUCCGUCGAUCGGAAAUAAUCCAUAGCCGCAUGGUGACGUCACGCCGCUGUUAAUCGGCGCUCGUGGCUGGGUGCAGCCUUGACGCCAGGGAUGGACGCGCGCGUUUAACUCCUCCACUCCUCUUUGCACGCGGGGAUUGAUUGGAAGACAAACCAAAAAAAAAAAAAAAAAAAAAAGGGGAAAAUUAUAAUUGCACGACGAGCGCGAGGACGUGCACGCGGCUGUCUGUUUGUUUGUUUGUGACGUCGGCGCGUUGGGGAAUGGAGUAGCUGUCACGGAGGAUGGGAGCGGACUGAGCCAGCUGUGGCCUGCUUCUAACAGCAACAUCUGGCCGGGUCAGAGAGGGAGCGUGCAGCAGCCAGCCGGAUCUGUGGGGGAUAUGGAGGAAGGCGACGCAGAAGGGGAAGGGCCCAUGGUGGUCAGAGAAGGUCCAAGCCGCCAAGGCCUCCAGUCGGAGUCCAGCGCCGCCACAACAACCACCACCAACCUCCUGGCUUCUGUUAAAGAGCAGGAGCUCCAGUUUGAGCGGCUGACCCGGGAGCUGGAAGAGGAGCGGCAGAUUGUGGCGAGCCAGCUGGAGAAGUGCAUGCUGGGAGCUGAGUCGCCAGCGGGAGACAGUAGCAGCUCUUCUGAGAAGUCGUAUGCAUGGAGAUCUGCAGGUGGAGAGUCUCAGGGUGUGGCUGCAGAGGCACCAGGGCGCCACCUGGAGGUGGAGGAAGGACUGUACCUGCCUGAAGGGGACCGCGCCUCCCUGCAUGACAGUGAGGGGUCAGGAGGUCAUUCAGCCCACAUGACCUCGUAUUCAGACAGCGGGUACCAAGACAGCAGCGUCAGCUAUUACAGCAACCAGAAUGUGGUGCGUUCAGAACCUCGAGCCUCGAUAUCCAGAAGCCCCAGAGCAGAAGGUCAAGCCUCUGGGCAGGCAUCCAGUCGGAUGUUGAGGAGAAUGGCUUCCCUCCCCUCCAGGAGCCAGUCGCCCGGCUGCGGCACGACCGGAACCGUCUCCCCGUCCCGAAUCUCCAUGCGAACAUCCCAGGGCAGCACCUACGACUCGCCCAUCCUGUCUGAGCCCAAACCGCUCGCCGCCGUCUUCCCCGGCACCACCAUGCCGCCCUCCUGCCCGUCUCCCACCUCCCCCAGCGACGCCACCCAGGCCCUGGGAAACGGAGGAGGCGUAGGAGGCGGCGGCCGCCUGGGCUCCACCCUGUCCUUGAUCGAGGGGAGGGCUUUGACGGGGUCUCCACUGCGUUCAGGGAUGACGGCGAUGCCUCAGCACUACGGCUCUACGCUGCCCAGACAGAGCCAGUCGCUGGCCUACGGCGCCGAUCCGUACGGCCUGUACCAGAGGAGCGCCCUGCCGCGGCCAGACAGCCUGAUAGGGCUGCACAGCUCCUACGCCGGCCACGGGACCCAGAUGGACCCCGAGCUGCGGGCCGCCCUGUCACCAGACUGCCAGAUGACUCCUGUUUUCGACGACCGCUCCUUCCAAAGCCCCCUGUACCACAGCCCCACCCACGACCCGCAGGGCUCCCUCUACAGAGCAAACGCAGGUAUGGGGACCCUUCCUCGGACCACAAGCCAUUGCGGCACGCUGCCGUACCAAAGAAGCAGCUACGGGCUGAGCUCAGCGGCGGCGUUCGUCGACUCCGUCAGGGUGUCCACUGAGCCUGUGUACUCCCACAGACACUCGGCGCUGGUGGACCGGGUCAUCACUCGCACGCCGUCCAUCGAAAGCAUCCACAAGGACCCCAGGGAGUUUGCGUGGCGUGACCCGGAGCUGCCAGAGGUCAUCCACAUGCUGCAGCAUCACUUCCCCUCCGUCCAGGCCAACGCCGCCGCCUACCUGCAGCACCUGUGCUACGGAGACAACAGGGUGAAGGUGGAGGUGUGCCACCUGGGAGGGAUCCAGCACCUGGUGGAUCUACUGGAUCACAAGACGCCGGAGGUCCAGAAGAGCGCCUGCGGAGCUCUGAGGAACCUGGUGUACGGCAAAGCCACCGACAACAACAAGGUGGCGCUGAGGAACUGCGGCGGCGUUCCGGCUCUGCUGCGCCUCCUCAGGAAAACCACAGACAACGAAGUUCGCGAGCUCGUCACCGGCGUCCUGUGGAACCUCUCCUCCUGCGACGCGGUGAAGAUGACCAUCAUCCGCGACGCCCUGAGCACGCUGACCAACACGGUGGUCAUCCCCCACUCGGGCUGGAGCACCGCCUCCCACCGCGACGAACACAAAGUCAAGUUCCAGUCCUCCAUGCUGCUGCGCAACACCACCGGCUGUCUGCGGAACCUGAGCUCGGCGGGGGAGGAGGCGAGGAGCCAGCUGCGCUGCUGCGAAGGCCUGGUCGACUCGCUGCUGCACAUCCUGAAGGCCUGCGUCAACACCUCGGACUAUGACAGCAAGAUUGUGGAGAACAGCGUCUGCACCCUGAGGAACCUCUCAUACCGCCUGGAGGUGGAGAUGCCGUCCUCCCGUCUCCUUGGCAACCAGGAGCUGGACACCCUGCUGGGUUUCUCCUCGCCGGUGAAGGAGCUGGACUACCUGUGCUGGGGGAAGAGACGGCGCGGCAGGAAGAGGGGCGGCUGGCCCGAAGGCAAGUGGGACGGCAUCGGCCCCAUCCCAGGUUUCUGCCAGUCUCUGAGGGGGGCGGAGCUGCUGUGGCACCCCAUGGUGGUGAAGCCGUACCUCAACCUGCUGGCUGAGAGCUCCAACCCGGCCACCCUGGAGGGCGCCGCCGGCUCCCUGCAGAACCUCUCCGCCGGAAACUGGAAGUUCUCCGCCUAUAUCCGAGCCGCUGUGCGUAAAGAGAAAGGUUUACCCAUCCUGGUGGAGCUGCUGAGGAUGGACAACGACCGGGUGGUCUGCUCCGUCGCAACCGCACUCAGAAACAUGGCGCUGGACAGCCGCAACAAGGAGCUGAUCGGAAAGUACGCCAUGCGGGACCUGGUGAACCGGCUGCCGGGCGGCACGCCCUCGGUGCUGUCCGACGACACGGUGGCGUCGGUCUGCUGCACGCUGCAUGAGGUCACCAGCCGCAACAUGGAGAACGCCAAAGCUCUGGCCGACAGCGGUGGCAUCGAGAAGCUGGUGGACAUCAGCAAAGGACGAGGGAAAGGGUACUCAGUGAAAGUAGUGAAGGCUGCUGCUCAGGUGUUGAAUACACUGUGGCAAUACAGAGAGCUGAGGAGUCUCUAUAAACAGGACGGAUGGAACUACACUCACUUUGUCACCCCAGUGUCCACCCUGGAGAGAGACCGCUACCGUUCCCAGCCGACCCUGCCCACCAGCCCUCUGCAGAUGUCCCCUGUCAUCCAGUCAGGUGGCAGUGCAACAUCUUCACCCGCCAUGCUUGGGAUAAGAAGACACAGCUCAAACUACCAGAGGGCGCAGUCAUCUAUGCAACUCGACACAUAUUAUGGAGACAGUUUACACAAACGGCAGUUCACAGGGUCAGACAAGAAAACUCCCUAUUUUAUUGGGACAUAUUCCUCCCAGUCAGGAGAGGAUAUAAGAAGAUCACAGCACCCAGAGCCAUUCUACGACGAACCCGACAGGAAGAACUACAACAGCUACCGAAUGUACCUGUCGUCGCCUCAAGGCUACGGCGAGGAGCCCUACGAGGACGAGGCGGUCCACCUGCCGUCCUCGCCCGACGGCUACGCCACCCAGUCGCUCCGGUUCAAAGCCAACACCAACUACGUGGACUUCUACUCCACCACGCGGAGGCCUUCCAGCAGGGCCAACAAGUUCACCGGGUCCCCCGACUCCUGGGUGUAGGCACAAACAAAACUCACACGCAGUGUGUGUCCAGCUUUACCGUGCGUUUCUGUGGGUCUUUGUGCGUGGGGAGUGCACUGUACCGUUUGUUUGGGUGAAAAGUUGCGGAUGCAUGUGAAUCUGUGUUGGAAAUGGGCUGAAGGACCAGGAUCGAAUCACUGUGGGUCAGAAAGUAAGUAG
Molecule: messenger RNA, 4081 nt
Organism: Poecilia latipinna (sailfin molly)
Lineage: Eukaryota; Metazoa; Chordata; Actinopteri; Cyprinodontiformes; Poeciliidae
Product: plakophilin-4-like
Exons: 22
Coding region: 506-3901 (1131 amino acids)
Biological process (GO): cell-cell adhesion
Cellular component (GO): adherens junction; cytoplasm; nucleus
Molecular function (GO): protein binding
Source: RefSeq, a predicted model, not a curated record